GUGGUACAAUUAGAUCGAUAUGGAAAAGAGCAAGGUGCUUGUGGUUGGUGGUACUGGGUACCUGGGGCGUAGGAUUGUUUCUGCAAGCCUAUCCCAAGGCCACCCAACGUAUGUUCUUCAAAGGCCAGAGAUUGGCCUUGACAUUGAUAAGCUCCAAAUGCUCUUGGCGUUCAAGAAGCAAGGGGCUCACCUUGUGGAGGGCUCAUUUUCUGAUCUGGAAAGCCUUGUCCGUGCUAUCAAGCUUGUUGAUGUUGUCAUCUGCCCCAUAUCUGGGGUACAUAUUCGGAGUCACAACAUUUUGCUGCAGCUCCAGCUUGUUGAAGCUAUCAAAAGAGCCGGAAAUAUUAAGCGUUUUUUGCCAUCAGAGUUCGGUUUUGAUCCAGCACGUAUGGGACAUGCACUUGAACCUGGAAGAGUUUCAUUUGAUGAUAAAAUGGUAGUGAGAAAGGCAAUACAAGAUGCUAAAAUCCCCUUCACUUAUGUAUGUGGUGCCGGCUUCGCUGCUUAUUUCGCCGGCAACCUUUCACAGAUGGGGGCACUCGUUCCUCCAAAGGAGAAAGUUCUUAUUUAUGGAGAUGGUAACGCUAAAGUAUCUAUAAUGGAUGAAGAUGACAUCGCAGCAUAUACAAUCAAAACAAUAGAUGAUCCGCGAACAUUGAACAAAACAUUAUACCUUCGUCCACCCGAAAACGAACUCAGUCAAAAACAGUUGGUUGAGAUGUGGGAAAACCUCAUAGGCAAGAAACUAGAACAUAUCUCCAUUUCAGCAGAAGACUUCCUUGCCUCUAUGAAAGGUAUGGACUAUGCAAGCCAGGUAGGAGUGGGGCAUUUCUACCACAUGUUCUACGAAGGCGCUCUGACAAACUUUGAAACCGGGGAAGAAGGAGAAGAAGCUUCAAAGCUUUACCCAGAAGUGAAAUACACCCGCAUGAAUGAAUACUUAAAAAUUUAUGCAUGAGAAACAAAACAAGGUGUUUAAUAAUAGUUUCUCAAAGAAUACAUUUAUCUUGUGAUCACUUUCGUGAAGGAUAUUACAGCUUUCUUGCAGCUAUUUUGUGUAUGUAAUACAGCAUAUUAAACACGUAUUAUCUAUUGUUAUAAAUGGGGGUGGAUUAGUGACAUUAUAUUUUAUACACAAGUUUUGACAUAAUUUUUGGG
Molecule: messenger RNA, 1158 nt
Organism: Prunus persica (peach)
Lineage: Eukaryota; Viridiplantae; Streptophyta; Magnoliopsida; Rosales; Rosaceae
Product: isoflavone reductase homolog
Exons: 4
Coding region: 20-958 (312 amino acids)
Molecular function (GO): oxidoreductase activity
Source: RefSeq, a predicted model, not a curated record